Ceratitis capitata (Mediterranean fruit fly) is the source of this 900-nucleotide messenger RNA. RefSeq lists its product as hypothetical. NCBI's taxonomy places the organism in Eukaryota, Metazoa, Arthropoda, Insecta, Diptera, Tephritidae. The transcript has 3 exons. Gene Ontology annotation, biological process: septate junction assembly. The coding region runs from base 180 to 680 and encodes 166 amino acids. The record is from RefSeq and is a predicted model, not a curated record.
GCUUUCAGUUUUCAAAAAUUUAGUCAACGAACAACGAUAAAACGACAGCGAGCACGUAGACACGCGUGUUAACAAAUUUACACAAAUUUAUAUAAAAAAUAAAUCAUAUUUUAAAACCGAAAUUCUUUUGAAUUUCCCCAUUUAUUUUUCCGGGUAUAAAAGAAGUCGAAAAUUUCAAAAUGGUGUCUGUAGAAACAAUUGGUUCGAUAUUCAUCAAAACGCUGAAGUUGACCAUCAACAUUGUUAUUCUCAUCCUCUACUGCAUUGGCGAUGAGGGAAUUUUCUUAGGCGUUAGCGGAACCUGGAAUUUAAAUGAAGAGAAGAGUCCAUCACCGGAAAUUGUGGCCUCUGGCAUAUUUGUAGGCUUCCUAAUAUACACCACUGUGCAUACGGUAGCAUUCUUUUUUGGCACUACCAAGCACAAGCGCGAGCUCACCGAUACGUUGAUGAAUAUGGUUGGAACUGCCAUGUGGAUUACUAUUGGCGGCGUGGCCUUACAUUAUUGGGGCGGCUAUAUGUCUGAUCAGGACUUUCUUUACGUAAAUGCUGAGCGCCAAACGGGUAUUGCUAUGGGUGCCCUAUGCGUAAUUGAAGGUGCACUAUAUUUGCUGGACACUGUAUUGGCAUGCAUACACUAUUCCAAGGCAGAGGAUAUCGAAUACACAGGAGUUGGACAUUAAGCAGCGAAGGACAGUACCAUCAAAAGCCCCAUACAUACUUUAAUAUUAGUCACAUUCAUAUAUCAACUACUUUUUAAAGUGCAAACUAGCUGUAGAGGACCACCUACAUAUAUACAUAUAAUUUACGUGACACGAGCAUAUUUUGAAUAAAAUAGAGUUAUUCGAAAUUGAAAAUUCAUAAAAAGGAAAUAUAAUAAGUACUCCUCUCUGGAACAAUAAA